Molecule: messenger RNA, 2118 nt
Organism: Bactrocera oleae (olive fruit fly)
Lineage: Eukaryota; Metazoa; Arthropoda; Insecta; Diptera; Tephritidae
Gene: Polr1E
Product: RNA polymerase I subunit E
Biological process (GO): transcription elongation by RNA polymerase I; RNA polymerase I preinitiation complex assembly; DNA-templated transcription
Cellular component (GO): RNA polymerase I complex
Molecular function (GO): DNA binding
Source: RefSeq, a predicted model, not a curated record
AAUAUAUAUAUUUAUAAUUUUUGUGCAAUAAAAAGCAAUAUGUGAAUUAUAUCUUUCUUGGUUAUCUUUCUGUUAUAGAGUACAAAUUAACUUCAAUGACUACUUGGUAUUCAUAUGAAUAACCAUUAAAUUAUUCUAUCAGUUCUUCAUCACUAAUGCCAUUUUCUUCACGUGUCUCAUUGUUGCUUUGAAUACUUUCAUACUCGCAUUAGUUAAUUUUAUUAAACUAAGUUGUAUUGUUUUAAAUUAUAAUAAUGAAGGAAAAAGCAACUAUUGAGAAGGUAUAUCCUCGGAAACGUAACGCCGCAAUACCUACAUUGUUGAAAUUUCAAAACGGCCAACUAGGAGCCGUAAGUAAGGAUACUACACAAUUUACUCGUCUACUGCAAAAACGUGGUAAAGAGUCAAAUGCCAAUAUUGCAAUGGUAACGGCUAAUGACCAAAUUUACCAUGGUAUCAUGGAUGUUGGUGAGGCGGCAGCACUCACAGACACUUACAUCUGUGUCCGCAAUAAAAUAACAAAUAAGCUUCGUAUUAUUCCCAUUGAACAAGCUACACUCAACAAUCAUAUUUUUAAUACUCUUGAACAAAAACCUUUGCCAACCUUGACGGCCGAACACACCAGAGCUGUGCUAAUGAAGCAAUUUGGAGGGAGAAAAGCUGCACGUUUUGCAGCUAAUCAAGAAAAUAAUAAAGUGAAUGUCGAAGUACUAAAGAAUGAUUUGGACAACACUGUUCGUGAAGCCGAGUUCAACAAAGAAGGCGAGGAACAACUCGAUACGCAAUAUAACUUUGAUAUUUUGCGACCUAAAUUCAAUAAAGAUGCUAAAAAGUUAGAAGAAAUUUAUGAUGUACAUGAUAUUGUGCCUGCAGAGCUGCUCGAUCGUUUAGAUGAGGAAUCGAAAGUGGUCUACUCAACACCAGUGGAUAAGCUACCAAUUCGGUCGGAAUAUUUAUGCAAUUGUAUCAAACAUAUACAAAAUAAUUCACCAACACCAGAUGGAUUCUUACAUUUGAAAUUAAUUAUCUACAUGGACUGUUUGCUAAAUUUGCUCAAAAGUCGUGCACGUUCAAUCAAAACAAUUGAACUUUCCGGCAUCACGGAAAAAGCAGAAAACGAUGUUCGUUCACGUUUUUCUGAUCCUCAUUCAAAACCUUUUUCUCGCACUUCGUACACCUCAGAAAAAGCCUUAUGCUAUUUUAUAGUUCUUGCAUUGAUAAUCAGCGAAAAUUUUACCGUGGAUUUAAACGUGUUGGCACAAGAGCUGUGUGUUUCAAAAAUUAAAUUGGUGAAGUUUGCGCAUAUUGCGAAUGCUGUUCGACCAACAAAGUCAGAUUUGCUGACAUUACGUUUGCCUAGCAAAAUGACUGCCUUACCUGGGGGAUUUAGUAGGAAAUCGAAAAAAUAAACGCUUUCCUGCGCUAGUUUAGUAAAGAGCCUUAGACAUUUGUAAAAUAUAGACGAUUAGAUAUUAAAAAUACGUAUUUGAGUAUUUCAUUCUGCCACUUGUAUAAUCAAAUAUUUGAGCAUAAAAUACUGUUUUAGAGAGGACAGUCGGGUAAAAUUUUUUUUUUUAAAUAGUGAACAUUAUCCCUAUGUAAUUUCAUUAUCAGUAAGUAUCGCUUUUAUUAUUUUUUAUUAUCAUUUUUCAUUACGUGCGUAAUUAACUGUUAGAGAAAAGAAAAUAAAACAAAAAAAGCGUAUUUUUGUCGGUUUUCUCAUUUCUGUUUUUUUCUAUUAUCGAAAAGUCAAUUGACAAAGAGAGUUGUGAGAGCGGAUGACAUAAUAAAAUGGGAUCAUAUGUUUUAUUUAACAUCUAAAUUAAUUGGAGAACAAUGAAGAAAUAAACUACUUCUAAAACAACAAACUUUAGUCGACCCAUAGAUAUACAUACGUAUACUUACAUACAUGAAGAAAUUCCAAGGUUAACAAUUAUGAAGUUUAACUACCUUAGCAUGAUUCAUGAAAGUUCAGACCUGAAGUGUCACUAAAAUAAAAAAUUGCACAUAUGUACAUGUGUGUGUGCGAGGUCCCAUUAAGAGUCAAAAUACUAUUAUUGUCAUUGAAAUUCUUACAAAAUUAUACCCAGACCAAUAAAAAGUCCAUAUUAUUUAGAA